UUUCCUCAUCGCGCUCUCUCCUACAAACGUCCAGUUGCGGCAACAAAAAUCGCCGUGUGUAAAUGAGCACUAAUAGAUGAAAGCACUGAUAUAUCAGUUACAAAACUACUAGGCGUCCCACUUUUCUGGCACUGGCUGACUUGUCUUCUGGCAUAACAGACGGUAUAGUUGAAGGAAUAGAGCGUGUUCUCCAUCUGUAUACGUUAUCAAUUCAAAAACUAAUUGGCAUUGGAACUGAUAACCCUACAGUAAUAACUGGUGUCAAUAAUGGCGUGUACGCUAAGUUGAAAUCAAAAUACAAAUUAGACUCGCUGGUUUUAAUACGAUGAGUUUGCCACUCUUUGCAAUUGGCAGUUUCGUCUGCAUCGAGAUCUCGAUUACCAAAUAACAUAGAGUUUCUUUUAAGAGAGGCUUGCUUAUUCGCCUUCAUGGCAAAAAAAUAUAUCAAAAUAUAUAAACUUACAAAUUUUGAUUCUGAUAACCCACAAAAAAGUAAAUAAAUGGCAGAUACUCGUUGGUAAUCUAUUGUAUUGUGAUCUAAGCAAUAAAAACAAUUUUAAAAAUGUGACUAGAGUUAAAAACGCUUUUUAACACACUGCCCUUAACUCAGCAAUGCUAUCCAUCUAACUUGUUAAAAGAAAUGUAUAAAAAUAAUGCGAACUAUAUCUGAUGUACUUGUGGAUGUUCAAAAGGUACAUCUUGCAUUCGAGGCAGCAAAUGCUGGCCAAGCAAAACUUCACCGAUUUCUACAACAUUCUUAAAAUUCUAUGCCCCUAUUACGGUUUACAACUCAACUCCAUUUCAGUUGAAAACUUACAAUUUGGUAUUAUCGAUAACAACUCAACCUGUCAAAAAAUUUUUGGUUGUAUUUAUAUCAUGUUACAACUUUUUUGUGGUAUUACCGUUUACCACCCUGUGCUAGUUCGGUUGACAAAAGUAUCGAAAAUCGACAACUCAUUACUAGCAGUUGUUUUGAACAAAUUUUUAAGCGAAAAUGGAAAGCGGAAAAAAUAAACUUACAACGAAACAACAGUUUGAAAAACUAGUUGAGCUGAUGGAGAAGCAUCCCGAAACUGGACGAGGCAAGCCGCAAUUUGGAAGCAGCAAAAGUAAAAGCAAGGGAUUGUGGGAGCAAUUUGCCAUAGAGCUAAACAGUUUAGGACCACCAACAAGAACUGCGCACGAGUGGGGACGAGUUUGGAUACACUAUAAGGCAAAUUUAAAAAGGAAGCUUGCCAACAAUCGCAGCAAUAUUCUUGCAACUGGUGGUGGUCCGUCGCAAGAGGUUUCUUUAAAUCCACUAGAAGAAAGUGUUGCGGAACUUAUUCAGAUAAGGGAACAAGUUGCACCCAGUGGCCGGGCGUUCGGGGUAGAGAAUAUACCACCGGUGAUGGAUGGCGAAGAAAUAGAAGACGGCUUAGUUGCAGCUUCGUCAAUGGUUGAUGAGCCCCAGGUAGCAAACAUUGAAGAUCGGCCCUCUUCGUCAGCAUCGCGUGUACAAAAUCGCCGCAGAAGCUGCAAUUUAGAAACUGAGCGUCUAGAGCUCCUAAAAAUGCAGGCAGAAACGCAAAAAGAGGUACUAAAAAAAAUUGAUAGAAUUGAAAAGACGGCGUACAAAAAUUACGACAUUAAUAAAAAAUUGCUGCACAUAAAGCAACAAAAAUAUAAAUUGUUUGAAAGGCAGGCUAGGGAAGCCCAUGAACUACAUUUGUUGAAGGUAGAGGUUGAGCAAUUAAAAAUAGCUAAAUUAAGAGGCUAUUUGCAAGACGAGAACAGCUCGUGAAUGGAGAACUGAUGUUUAUUUGACAAACAUUGAAAGGGCUUUAAUUUAAUAAUUUGAAAUAUUUUUUAAUUUAAUUUUACAACAUGAAGUAAUAUUUUUUUUUUAUUAAUUAUAAGUUUUGCAAUCCCUAAUUUUA
Rhagoletis zephyria (snowberry fruit fly) is the source of this 1919-nucleotide messenger RNA. RefSeq lists its product as uncharacterized. NCBI's taxonomy places the organism in Eukaryota, Metazoa, Arthropoda, Insecta, Diptera, Tephritidae. The record is from RefSeq and is a predicted model, not a curated record.